This is a messenger RNA of Olea europaea var. sylvestris, 1205 nucleotides long. Its product is annotated as protein N-lysine methyltransferase METTL21A-like. The transcript has a single exon. The coding region runs from base 342 to 1142 and encodes 266 amino acids. The record is from RefSeq and is a predicted model, not a curated record. NCBI's taxonomy places the organism in Eukaryota, Viridiplantae, Streptophyta, Magnoliopsida, Lamiales, Oleaceae.
ACUCAAUUAACAUUAAGAACUUUUCAUACCUGCGGAGGCUUUGAGUUAAUUUUCCCUAAAAAUUAUCUUAACAAAGAUAAUAAAUUUAUGGACUUGGUCCACUUUUAGGCCCAUAUAAAGAUCGUUGACUCGGUAAUAGACUCUUCUCUAAUUGCAAAAUUUAUGAUCGAGAGCAUGUUUAACUCACUGGAUGGUCUACUUUGGUUUGUCAAGUUAUCCACGACCAUCCUUUCUCAAAAUUGCUUAGGUCACCACCCAAAACAUCGCAUUAAAGCGCCGCCCGCUCCGCUCUCGCAGCCCAUUUCGCCAACCACCACUUCAUUGAUAUUAUCCCUUUCACUAUGUUCCAACCAUUAGUACUUCGAGAUGUUCCAUCUGAAAUCCAAGAAGACUGCGCAGAAAGUCAACAGUUCCAAUCCCAAGAGAUCCAGCAACAAAUUUACAAUCUCCUUUCAAUCAACUCCACCAUAGUAAUCAGGCAAUUCCCCUCCCAAGGCCUCUCGUUCCAGCUUUGGCCUGCCGCCACCACUUUAGUCACCCUCCUCGAUCGCCACCACCCCCGCAUCACCACACCUCUCUCCGCCGUCUUCAACGGCAGCGGCGCAACCCAACACCGCCCAAUCCGCAUUCUUGAACUGGGCUCAGGCACUGGUGUAGUUGGCAUCGCAGCAGCUGCCAUACUUGGUGGAAAUGUCACUGUCACGGACCUACCUCACGUACUGCCCAACAUUCUGUUCAACGUCAACGCCAACGCCGAAAUGUUGAAGCACCACGGCGGUGCAGUCGAAGUGGCGGCGCUUUCUUGGGGUGACACUCAUAACAUGGAGGCUAUAGGAAGAGAGAUUGAUUUGAUAAUGGGGUCUGAUUUAGUGUACCAUGAUCAUCUCUAUGAGCCUCUGCUUGAGACCCUCAAAUUCUUUUUGUCAAGAAGUGAGAAAAGGAUUGCGUUUUUGAUGGCUCAUGAGAAGAGAUGGAAGAAGGAAUCUGCAUUCUUCAAGAAGGCUAAGAAGUCUUUCGAUGUUGAGAUUAUACACAAUGAUGAACCCUCCAAUGGAUCUAGAGUUGGAGUGGUGGUUUAUCAAUUUGUAGGGAAGUUUGGUGCAAAACUAAAACCCGAAAUUGGCCGACCUUUAACAAUGUAAGAAUUUGAACCGUCAUUAAUUUUGCCAAACAUGGUUUUUAAUUACUAAUUUGCAUACAUUUUA